AUGCUGACCAUACGGAAAAAGCUGGAGGAGCAGGCGGCGUCUGGAAGCUCCGCUGACGGGGGGAGGGGGGAGAGCAGGAGGGUCAGGAGAAGGAUGUCCAUCAGAUCCCAGUUGCUCACUGAGGAGGUCAGAGAAUUGGGACAGAUCCUUCCAAAAACCUGUACAGUUAACUUCCCCAAUCACGACAAUUUCAGGACUUUCAUCGUAACCAUAAGACCAGAGGAAGGCUACUGGAAAGGAGGUAUAUUUCAUUUCAAUGUACAAGUACCAGAGGACUACAACAACAAGCCACCGAACGUCAGUUGUAAUACCAGACUCUGGCAUCCCAACAUCAACGAGACUGGAGACGUGUGUCUGAGCAUACUGAGGGAGACGUCAAUAGAUGGCACCGGCUGGUCACCUGCUAGGAGACUAAAGGACGUAAUACUGGGCCUCAAUUCUCUCUUCACGGAUCUCCUAAACUUUGACGAUCCACUAAAUCUUGAGGCUGCACAGCACUACGAACGAGACAAGAAUUCCUUUGCCCGUAAGGUGUACCAGUUUGUGAAGCUCUACGCCAGUUAGCAGCCGCUCUGUGUGUGUCUCUUCUCCAAACACUUUCAGACAUGCAUGUCGCUCCCCACAUGAACCGAGCUGUCCAUCCAUUAUGUUUUUAGCACUGUUUUCAUUCUGUUUUGUACUAUUACCUGCUCAAAGCGUGAAGUAUAUAGAUAAGGAAAUGGCAAUGUAUAUACUGGAGACGUACAAAAGGUUAUUGCAUAAAACUUCAAGUGUGUCUACAUGUAUAGGUAGAGUGUUGUGGGUUCCAAUCCUUCCCAGAGGUGCUCUUCUACAAAAAUGCAUGGUCGGCUCAUUCAUCAUUACCACAAGAUGGAGUU
Messenger RNA from Geodia barretti, 878 nucleotides. The record is from the annotation of a GenBank genome assembly. NCBI's taxonomy places the organism in Eukaryota, Metazoa, Porifera, Demospongiae, Tetractinellida, Geodiidae.